GCAAGGGCUCCAGAGAUGGGAAUUUGUUUUACAAAAGAGGGAAAGAACCCUCAUCUACAAAUGCCCAUAUGCAGAUGCCAUCAUCUGUUAUUUAUGGAAGAAUAGCAGGUGCUAUAGUGAUGCUCUCUUCUUGCUUUCCAAACCCUAGAAUCUCCACCAUUCUUCUCACUAAAUCAAGAUCCCCCAUUUCAAAGUCUCUCUCUCUCUACUACCCCGAGGACCCAUGUCCAAAACCAAAGAGAAAAAUGGUAUUUUCCCCUGUUUCUCACUCUAGAGCUUUUCAUUGCACCAAUACAAUGAAAAGCAUUCCAUUUCCUGCUGAAAGAACCAAAAUUUGUAGAGAGAGAAAGAGUGAUGAGGGAUCCAAACUUGACGGAGAGAGUGAGAGAUUUCUCCAGCCCCUCGUCGUGGUCUCUUUCUACAAGUUUGCUGACUUUCCAGACCAUGCUCAGAUGCGCCUGCCAUUGAAGGAGCUGUGUGAGCAAGAGCGUGUCUCAGGUGGUAUUAUUCUUGCACCAGAAGGAAUCAAUGGGAGCAUAUGUGGGACCCGUGAAUCAGUAGAAAAAGUUCUUGGGUUCAUUGAAGAGGACAAGCGCUUAAAAGGCCUUAGACAGAUUGAAUCACCUGUCAGUGCAGAAGAGGAGGCUAUCCAUCACGGCCACACCAGCCAUUCACCACUAGGAGCAGGUGAAGAUGCGCCAUUUCGAUGGGAUCAUGUGCGGGUCAAGGUUAAGAAAGAAAUAGUUUCUUUGGGAAUGCCAAAUGUGUCACCUAUCAAAGGAGUUGGAAAAUAUGUUAACCCACGUGAUUGGAAUGCUUUGAUCAGUGAUCCAGUGACUGUGGUAAUAGAUGUGCGCAAUUAUUAUGAAACUCGUAUUGGAAAGUUUAAAGGAGCAGUAGAUCCAUGCACCACAGCAUUUCGGGAUUUCCCAACAUGGGUGGAUCAUCAGUUGCCAAUAGUUGGAUCCACUGAUCAGGCAACGUUUAAUGGUUUGAAUAUAAAUUCAAAGAAUGAUUUUCAAGAAAGGAAGGCACCACCUCGAGUUGCAAUGUAUUGUACAGGUGGAAUUAGGUGCGAGAAAGCCUCAAGUUUUCUCCUAAGUAAUGGCUUUCAAGAGGUCUAUCAUCUUGAGGGUGGGAUUUUAAAGUAUCUUGAGGAAAUCCCGGAACAAGAAAGCCUUUGGGAAGGUGAGUGCUUUGUGUUCGAUAAGAGGGUCUCAGUAGAACAUGGGCUUAAGCAAGGCACAUUCAAACUUUGCUAUGGAUGCAAAAAACCCAUUAGUGAUUUAGACAUGGAGUCUCCUGAUUUCGAAGAAGGGGUUUCAUGUCCUUAUUGCCAUUCAAUUAAAUCAGAGGAGGAGAAGGCAAGGGCAAGGGCAAGACAAAGGCAAUUCGAGACUUGGGGUAUCAUAGGUGGGCCCGAUAAGGGUCGGCGACCCAUUUCUGUGAACCCUGAAGAGGAUGGGAAUGCAAAGUUGUCAAAGACUAUCUAGGUUUACCUCAAGGAGAUGUGGGUUUUAAUGUUUUUUUUGCAGGUGAGAGAAUGGCUGGAUUACUGUUGUCAUCAAGAGAAUAGGCUUUUUCUUAAUGGUUUUUUUUUCUGAAAAGUAUGAAAAAAGAUCAUUUAUCAUUGUAGAAAGAGGUCACAAUCAGUGUUGGUCGUGAGAUUUGACAUUAGGUGGCUGGAGAUGUGCCAUUGACUAGGCUCAAAUUCUUCGUGGUAAACCCCAAGCUAUUGGAUUUCAUAGGCUCGUAGUGAUUGUGACCUUGAACUGAAGGUAAAUGGUCUUUUAGUAUGCAGUCCCUUUUUUUCUAGAGCAAAAAUGGUCUUGAGAUUGAUUAGUGUUGUUAAUUGUCAAUAAGACGAGCCUAAUUAGUGUUAAACUGGUCACCUGAUUGGUCAGUGUUGAUGUAUGAAUUUUGGGAAGUAGAUGAAACAUUUUACCGAU
Messenger RNA from Amborella trichopoda, 1949 nucleotides. Its product is annotated as Rhodanese/Cell cycle control phosphatase superfamily protein. The record is from RefSeq and is a predicted model, not a curated record. Lineage: Eukaryota; Viridiplantae; Streptophyta; Magnoliopsida; Amborellales; Amborellaceae.